Paramuricea clavata is the source of this 10689-nucleotide messenger RNA. NCBI's taxonomy places the organism in Eukaryota, Metazoa, Cnidaria, Anthozoa, Malacalcyonacea, Plexauridae. The record is from the annotation of a GenBank genome assembly.
AUGAACAAUCAGAAGGUUACUCUACUUGUACUGCUUGACUUGAGCUCAGCGUUUGACACGGUGGAUCAUCAAGUCCUUCUUCGUCGUCUUCAAGUAACGUUUGGAAUAACGGGUAAUGCGCUUGAAUGGUUUCGGUCUUAUUUAUCUGGCAGAUCACAGCGAGUAGUAAUAAAUGGAAGCCAUUCAAGGGAAUUUCCUCUGAUGUAUGGUGUCCCUCAGGGCUCCUGUUUAGGGCCACUACUGUUUAUAGUAUAUUCUAGCAAGCUAUUUGAAGUCAUAAAGAAUCACCUUCCUGACGCCCAUGCUUAUGCUGACGAUACUCAGCUGUACAUCUCAUUUAAGCCUGAUUCUACUGCUAGUGAAUUAGAAGCGGUAACUUCAUUGCAAAACUGCAUAGCUGAUAUUAAGACAUGGAUGACCGUGGACAAACUCAAGCUGAAUGAUGAUAAAACUGAAUUUAUUAUAAUUGGAACUCAUGCACAACUGAAUAAGAUAAAGAUAACUGAGUUAAGAAUUGGUCAGGUAAUGGUGUCGUCAGUAUCCGAUGCUCGAAAUCUUGGAUCCUGGUUUGAUAACAUUUUGAGUAUGAAAACGGCAAUUAAUAAGACCUGUCAAUCUGUGAUUUAUCACUUACAUAAUGUCAGGCGAAUAAAGAGAUUUUUAUGCUUUGAAGACAGAAAGACGAUUGUUCAGGCCAUGCAUGGUCAUGUCAAGAAUAGACUACUGUAAUAGCUUACUAUUCGGUGUUUCGUCCACGCAUCUUAUGAAGCUUCAACGAGUGCAGAAUGCUGCAGCCCGCUUGGUGUGCUCAGUUCCAAAACAUGAACAUAUCACACCGUCGUUAAUCAGAUUACACUGGCUACCAGUUAAAUUUAGAAUAAAUUUUAAAAUUGCAAUGCUCACAUUCAAAUGUAUAAACAAAACUGCUCCCGAAUAUCUAAGCAGUUUAGUGACCAUCAAGAAGACACCUCGUUACAACCUAAGAUCAAAUACAGGAAAGUUACUACAAGAUAACACUGCUCGGUCGAAAAAUACAUUAGGAGACAGGGCAUUUUCUAAUGCCUCAGCAAUAGUAUGGAACAGUCUUCCUGUUUUUAUAAGAAGUCAGGAAAAUUUUAGUACUUUUAAGUCACUUCUCAAAACACACUAUUUCAGGGAAGCUUUUAAAGAAUAAAUAAAUUUUAGAACUUGAGCGGUAACUGUUUUUGUAAAUAUUCUAAAUUUUAUUUAUUUAUAUUUUUAAAUCUAUAGCUAGUUUAAGUAGUUUGUAAAGCGCAUUUGAUCAUACCAAUUGCAUGUUAAUUUGCGCUAUAUAAGUAGUAAAUUAUUAUUAUUAUUAUUAUUAUUAUUAAAAUACACACCAUAUGGUGUGUAAAAAUACACACCUUUUUGGAAAACACGCUUUAAGGUGUGUGAAUUUGGCUACAAGCAAAAAAGUUACGUUAGUAGAGCGAGUUUAAGAUGCGCCAAAUCUGAGACACGGAUGCGACUAAAAAUGGGAGACUAGACAGUCGCUAAUAAUGAGAGACUAGUUUUACUUUGUCUUUCUCGUGUCUCACAGUCUCUAUCUUUGUUUACCAACAAUAAUCCAUAGUUUUACCCAUGAAGUGAAAUUGUGAUAAAAGCGGCAGUUUUUCGUCACGUCCGCGUCGUAGAUUUGGUAGUAGACAAAUUUAGAAAAGACGACGCGACCUCAAAGACGACGUGAAAAUGGCGUGGCACAUCCAUAUAUGAACAGAACACGCAAUUUUCACGUCGUCUUUGAGGUCGCGUCGUCUUUUCUAAAUCUGUCUAGUAUUAAUGAUAAUGCUAGGAACCUGACGAGAUGCUACAGAUCAGCAUCUUCCAACACAACACAACACAACAUAUUAACCAGGGGCCGGUUGUUCAAAGGUGGAUUAGCGCUAACCAUGGGUGAAAAUUUAACCUGCUGUUUUAGUUUGUGUAUUUCUGCAUGUCUUUUUAUUUCAAAACUUCAGAGAAGUAAACUCCUAUUGAUCCUGACAAGAUCUCUGAAGAAAUAUUUCUAAAUUUAUAGACAAGCUGUCAGAAAGUUUGCUUUGAAUUUUAGGUUAAUCUAGGGUUAAGCUAACCCAGCUUUGAACAACCGGCCCCUGGUAUAAAAUUCACACCGGAAUCAUUGGACUGAUAGCUACUGCUGUCAGAUUCUGUUAACAGACCAUCAAGAUUCUCUGGGUACAAGAUUAAUCAAGAUUCGACUCACUUGCGUGACGUCACAAUAAAUGCUAGUGCCAGACUCCUGUCGCCGACGGCCAUUAGCCAAAAAUAUUUGGAUUCAAAGCAUAGAUCUAUGUUCAAAGUUUCAAACCACAGAAUAAGGUUUGAUGAAAUCGAAAAUUUUUGUCACUAGAACACUGCACUAAAUGAGUACUUUCAACAGACUGAAAAUCAUUUUUUGUGUCAGGGGCACUUUAAUGGGUUAACCCAUUGAGUUGCUUAAUUAAUAUAAAUUGAAUUAAUACUGUGUCUAACAACAGAUGAUUUUACUUGUAGAGGGGAGAGCGCUGGCUCUGACUGGGUUAAGCAAGAACAGUAACGACAGUGAUAUCAUCUCCAACAUGAAUCGUCCCAGGUAUACCAGCAACAAAAUGAUUUUCAAACAAAGGCCUCUGUCCAUGACCAUGUCUUGCAUCAUCACCUAUUCACCUUUAGAUACACAUAUUCUGAAUAAAAGAAAAGAGCCGUCCUAAAUGGUUGGCUGAAUGAUUAGACAGAUUUAGAAAAGACGACGCGACCUCAAAGACGACGUGAAAAUGGCGUCAAAAUGGCGUGGCACAUCCAUAUAUGGACAGAACACGCCAUUUUCACGUCGUCUUUGAGGUCGCGUCGUCUUUUCUAAAUCUGUCUAUUGACUGAAGCGUGUUGUUGAUGGAAAUUAUCAAGUGGAAAUUUAUAAACAUUUUAUUAGAUCUAACCCGGAACAGCUGUGAAAAAUGUAACUUUAGGUCCUUGGCAGGAAUUGAACCUGUUGCCUUGCAAUUCCGGUGCAGUGCUCCAACCAACUGAGGUACACAGGCCAGCCGCAAAACUCUAAAAUCACAAGCUCCUCUAUAUAUAAUUAUAGGGUUAGGUUAACUGCCAUGUUUUAGGUUAUGGGCAGUGGCGCCGUGUCCGGGGGGGCAGGGCAGGGGGCAUGGUCACCCCAUUUUUUGAGACCCGUCGGAAAUUGUUGGAAAAUUGCCAAUGUUGUCGCCGGGGGGGAGGGGGGGUGGUGGUGGUGAAGAUUUAAAAUGUUGUCGUCCGGAAAAAUUUUUGGUUUGUCGGAAAAAAAUUUCGGUUUGUCGGAAAAGCACUGCCCUUGCCCCCCCAAAAAAAAACAUGGGUCCCACGGCGCCACUGGUUAUGGGUAAAUAUUAAGAAUUUGUUGGCAUACUGGUUAGGUCUAAUAAAAUGUAUAUAAAUUUCUACUCGAUAAUUUCCAUCAACAACACACUUCAAUUAUUGAAUCGAGCGAGAUGCUAACAAAAUCUCAAUGAUUGAUAAUAGACAGCAGUGGACAGAUUGACUGAUAGGCUAACUUAGGGAACAUUAACUAGUAAAUUCAAAGUCACAAUGCUACAUCACCUUUUUAGAAUCUCCAGCGCUGUUCUCCAUCAUUUCGUUUCACACCAGCAUGCAUAUGUCUAAUCUUGUUAAUUAAUACACAUCUGAAAGAACGAUUAAUAUUCCAUAGUGUCAAUAGAAUAUUUAGUGCAUACAUGUAUAUACCUUCCACCUGUGGUUUGAUUUCCUGGUUUAAUUCCUGUAAUAUUGUUAUUCGAGUGAAAUGUUGCACAUGAUACAGCUAGAGUGCUUCCAGUCUGACUAAUUUAUAUCAAUUGCAAACAUCAGCAGUGGUGGAAAUCUUGGUGGGGAGGGGGGUGGGGCCACCUUCGUGGAAAAUGACGAAUUUUCGGAAACUUUGACCUUUAAAAGGCCUAAAAACAGCCUUUUCGAGUGCAAAUGGGGGGGGGGGAUUGUCGGAAAUUUAGAAGGCUUCGUCCCCCCCCGGAAAAAGUGAAUUUCCGCCACUGAACGUCAGGGUUACAUGGUUGUAAUGAAAUGAUCAAUAUACAAACAUACAGUGUAUAACCAAUACAUUACAAUAUUGUAAUCUAAUUAUUGUCACUUGUCUGAGCUAUUGGAAUCACUGUCGCUGUACUAAUUAAACAACAGGCUUUAAGACAUGGAGGGGCUUAUAUUUGGAAUCAUGGCCUGUGUGUUAGUGAAUAUAGUGGGCUUAUACACAGAGGGCCUAUACCGGGGGGAGGAGAGUUAUAUUCUAAGGUAUAUUACUAUCCAACGUUUCAUAUAUCCUAGCUGAAUCAUACAAUAUAAACACGGUUGAACACAGUUCCGGAAAGUACGGACAGCACCUUGGCCAUCCUUUUUGUGAUUGACGUCUGGCUUUACAGUCAAAGUGAGAUACUUUCCAGGAGGGUGGACUCUGUAUGCAAGAAUAUACAACACUAUGUGCAUGAUUUCAGAAACUAUUAAUAUAUCCAGGUUUAUAAGGAAGUUUAUAAUAAUUAUUAAAUAUAGGAUUCCUCUUUUGACGAUUGAAGCAAGCUUUAGACAAGAAUAUUUCGCAUCAACUAUCGUCAGAAAAGGAAACAAAACAGUACAAAAUAUAUUGAAAGCUUCAAUGUACCUUUCGGUAGAAAUCAACGGCGGCGCGACCUCUUGGUUAAAUUAAUUGACGGUGUAGAUUUCACUUCCCCUUCAUCUAUUCCAGUCGAUUCAUCGUCUUAGAUAGAUAUAAUCUUUAAAUUUUAACCUUCUACAAGCAUAUAUUUUCAUCGGAAUUUGUUUUGAAAACAAAUACGGUAAUUUUUUGAAAUUUUUGAGCCGUCUCGCACGUGUCUCGAACUCGCGGGACCAGUGCGAAUUUUCCUGCGUCCUGAUUGGAUGAUGCCCACGCAUGCGCUACGUUUACCCGAGUGUCAAGUUAUCGCGCAUGCGUUUGUUUCAAUGAUUUGGUAAACACCGACCUAAAGCGUCCCACAUGCACCACACCAGGCAACUGUAACGUACUUAUAUACCGAAAUGUUACUAUUACUUGUGUGUGGUAGUUACCGAUCAUAGGAUCUUGCGAAAAGGGUGCCAGGCAUAAUGGUCUGGGGGCCGCCGGCACUCUCCCCCGUCGUUCGUUCGAUACCGGUUGGUAAGCCACCUAUUCACCGCCUCUGACGAUAGCGUUGAGUUUAGCCGAAAUCUAGCUUAAACGUUAACAUACGGCGUUCUAGCGGCUAGCACGAGACGGACUUGACCGAUACGGGCUAGCAGAGUCGGGAAGUAUGGACUGACGAGGCACUUUUCUUUUUAAAAAUUUUAUUUCUAAUUUACCAUUCGAUAUAAAAACAGAUCUUCUAAUUUACCGAUCAAUUGAAUUGUGACUAAACAAAGUUUAAUAGCAGUGUGUUUUGUGCUUUUUAUUCUAAUUUAUAGAAAUCUAAAAAUGUAUCUUUACUACUUUUUUGUGUCAUAUCAAAUUUAGAAACAAGAUUAAAAACCUAAAUUAAACUAUUUUAAGUUCUAAAGUUUCACGCCAGAAUACCAACUAUUUCGCUAUUUUGUAGGUACCCGUCUACUUUCUGGUCCGCCUUCAUUUUAACCAAUCAGAUCACGAUCCAAAAAAUCUCUUAAUCUGAUUGGCUAAUUGAAGUGAUCCGUUAAUCCCACCAAGUUUGAACACAGUUGUGGUUUGAAAGAGUUUUGGGUAACCUUCAAGGACUUCAAGUGUUACAGCGAAAGUAUUAACUGAGCCACAGCAAUAAAAUUAACUGCAACGGCAAAACAAAAUUGAAACUCGCGGUAAAAUAAAGUUAACUCACGGCAAAACAAAAUUAACUAAUGACAAAAUAAAAAGUCACGGGUGAAAUAAAGUUAAUUUUUUAAAGUCGUGGAGAUCCCCCGCGCAUUCCCGCCAUUCUUGUAACGCUGUGAAGUUGUGAACCUAGUGUUUGUUGAGAGCGGUUGACAAAAUCUUUUGCUCAGUGUGUGACUGUUCUGGUGCCAAAAGGCUACAAAUUUUGCUCAAAAUGUGGAAUAUAAAUGCACUGUAUAUUUUUAAAAAAAAAUGUCUCAAAAACUGUCUGACAAAGCUGUUUGAAACUCAUUAAAUAAAGUUUGUAUUUUGAGUGAUUCAACGUCAGAUUUUACUGAUUUCUGACCCCUUUUCUUCAGUAUUUUAAUACUUUAAUAGUCCUUGAAUUUGCUGAUACAUGGCCUUGAAUUUGACUCUUCUUCACAUGUACGAACCCAGCUGUAUAAAUCUAACCUCGAUGGCUCGAUCAUUUACUGUAACUAGUACUAACUACUAUAUAAAACUAGUCAACUGUGUAUAUAAAUUUCAGAGGAUACAUAUUUAAUAUUGAAUGGGCCAAUUGCGGAAUUGCUAAGCAUCAUGGUAGUUUAGUUACACAGCAGAAUUUUUCAACAUGGCGCUUAUACUUUUCGAACGAGGGAAGGUGCUAAACACAUGAGAAUUGCAAGAAAACGUUUAUCAUUUUCGCUUUGAUUAAAGUUUUCACUAAAUCUGUACGACUUGUUUCAUAUUUCUACUUCGUCUUGGACUUCUACGAGUGAGUGCGGUUGAAAUAUUUAACAUGGCGUACAAAGUCACUGAAGCGGGGAAGGAGUUCGAUUCGUAGUAGUCAGGAACAAAUUUUUGAAUAUUUCACAACAUGAAGGUGAGUACUGCAUUAAAUUAUUUUCGAAAGAAGGAACACGUUGUAAACUAUUAUUUGCCUAAAAAUUUUAAUGAUCGGUUUAAUUCUAGCGAACUCGAGAGACAAAAAUGUUUGCACACUUGACCGUCCCAAAACAACAGAUGUUUGAUCAAACGUUCGUUUCACAACCACAAAACAUUGAGGUUGUUUGGCGCGAAAAAUCAAAACAGUUACUGUUUGAAAUACCGAGCUUUCACAUUUCAAAGGUUUUCAAAGAUUUAUAAAGUACUUUUAAGUACUAUUCACUGCUGUUCAAGUGUCUUAUUGGAGUUUUUAACUACAACAUAUUUACGCGAGUCAAAUUUAAAGCAACCUCGCUUGUUUCGAGUAUAUUUUGGAAAGUUUCGAGCCGUUUGGUUUGCUGUUUGUUUGGAUAAAUAUGGCAAGUGACACGGAAAAAGUGCUAAAGGUAAAAUGUACAGGGGAACGACCUGUUGUGUGCCACUUUGUCGAAGCGACAGUGUUCAAAAUUCGGAAUUAUCCUUCCAUAAAUUUCCUGUGAGAAAUAUGGCUGAAUUUUAUAUUGAGAAUACAAAGUGAACCUUUUAUAAAAAAGCCACAAAGUGUGUUUCUUACACUGAGAAAUCUUUUAGUGCAUUGCCAACUCUCGUAAAAUAUCAUGUAGCCAAACCGUUAACAGUAGCCAAGGCAGGGAACAUAUAUAAUUAUAGACAGCUAGUGAGACUGAACAACCCAGUUUGAACAACAAACGACUGGCAUUGAUACACAAGAGUCAACCAAUGAAAGAUUAAAAACUGAACAUGCAGCUUUACAGUUAUCAUCUAAAUACGAACAGUGUGUAUUGCGAAUAGAACAUGUACUUGCCAGUGACACAAAUUUUAAAUUCUAUACAGGUUUUCAAAAUUAUGCAACAUUUAAAGUUUUCUUUGACUUUCUGCAAGCACCAUGUAAUUUCUUAACUUAUGCUGGUUCGAGUAACAAUGUAGAAUACUCGGCAGAAUAAAAAAGCUGCGGCGAAAAAGAUCAAUGUCGCCUACUGUACGUUGUGGUCUUAUAUGGGUUGACAUAUUGCUCUCUGAAUUGGCAUUUCACAGCACAUGUUUCUCGUACAUAUAUGGGCUACUUGGUUAGAGUUUCUCUAUCACAAGUUAGGAUCAUUACCCAUCUGGGCAUCACAAGAUUAUACAACAAACUAUGCCACAGCCUUUCAAAAAAACCUACCCAAAUACCCGUGUAAUUAUUGAUUGUACAGAUUGAACAACAAAUUGAAAUGCCAACAUCAUUUAGAAGUCAGUCUGCAUUAUUGAAAAUGGGCACUUCACCUCACCUAUCCCAAAUGUUGUUGGCUCUGCAUAAUUAUAUAACAAGCAGUCUGGUUUCACCAAGCCAUGGAGCUUCUGUGUUAACAAAUAACCCACACUGAACACAUGCAGUCAUUACACAUGCAGUCAUUAUCAGUUCAUCCUGAAUUAUUUUGCUCUAAAUGUUUUUCAAUGGCAAUCUGCUCAUUACGGUUGCCCCACUUGACAUUCUUUACAUUGCUUGCUGGCAAAAGGAUUUUGCUAAGAAGUGAUGUGAGGAAAACAUUUUCUCUUCAUUUCAUUGCCGUACUGAAAUGUGAGGUAGUUACAGUAGACGGCCUCGUUGUCCAUGAAACCAAAGUUUGCUCUGUGACUGACCUCUUGUAUUGCAUUCAAUGUCAACCAUUUGUUCUUUGGGUGUAAAAAGAGUGUUUCGAGUAUCUGGUCUAUAUACUCCGGAGAAGGCAAAUGUUUGCACACUGCUGCAAAGGCAAAUGUUUGCACACUGCUGCUAGGAACAGUAAGUUGUUCCAGUAUAGAUGUUCAAAUUUUGUAUUGUACAUUUGAUUUGCAAAUAGGUUUGCAUUAUUGAAUGCCUUUUUUGAAGGCAAUUCCUCAACAAAUUCUUGAUAUUGGAAAGGUUCACAAUUGUUGGAUACUAAAGGCCCUGCAAAUAAUCACAAGUGCCAACAGUUUUCAAACCGGUCUUCACGUUUUCUUAAGUCUUCAACAUUUACAUGUUUAGCAAAAGCAGAUGCUGGGUUGUUGUAGUUUGCUGUGCAAUGUUUUUUCUGUCUUGAAAGUUGCCUUGCUUAUUUUUACUUUGUUGAAAAGCACUGCAGUAUCAAGUUUCUCAUUAGUAAGUUCAGUGACUGUCAGACUGUGUACAUGUUAAAUCAUGUGGGACUUCAGUUUAAUAAUUGACGUUGGAUAUUGAGUCCAAAAUUUGAAAUAGCAGGGCAGCUACAUGUUUACAGCAACGGAACCACCUGUACAAGUGCAACUUGCACAAGAUAUUUAACCAGUGUCUUAGACCUACAGUAGGUGAACAUAUAUUCCAUAGUGUGCCUUUUUCAUGGAGGCAUGCACAACACUUUUAAUUAACAGGAAAUAUUUUUCUGUGCCUUUCAAAACAUUAGCCUUAACUACAACCUGGGUAACCAUUUUAUCUUUGAACAGUUGAUAGCCAUAUUUUUAUGCUUGUGAGCAUUUGCAUGGUCCAAGUUUACUGAGUAGUCAGUUAUCAAAUGUUCCUUCAGUAAUGCAUGCAUGGGUAUUAAAAUACCACUGAGGUUUCUUGUCCACUGUAUUCCUUACUCCAUAUUUACAAACAGCAAACCAAACGGCUCGAACCUUUCCAAAAUAUACUCGAAACAAGCGAGGUUGCUUUAAAUUUGACUCGCGUAAAUAUGUUGUAGUUAAAACUCCAAUAAGACACUUGAACAGCAGUGAAUAGUACUUAAAAGUACUUUAUGAAUCUUUGAAAACCUUUGAAAUGUGAAAGCUUGGUAUUUCAAACAGUAACUGUUUUGAUUUUUCGCGCCAAACAACCUCAAUGUUUUGUGGUUGUGAAACGAACGUUUGAUCAAACAUCUGUUGUUUUGGGACGGUCAAGUGUGCAAACAUUUUUGUCUCUCGAGUCGCUAGAAUUAAACCGAUCAUUAAAAUUUUUAGGCAAAUAAUUGUUUACAACGUGUUUCUUCUUUCGAAAAUAAUUUAAUGCAGUACUCACCUUCAUGUUGUGAAAUAUUCAAAAAUUUGUUCCUGACUACUACGAAUCGAACUCCUUCCCCGCUUCAGUGACUUUGUACGCCAUGUUAAAUAUUUCAACCACACUCGCUCGUAGAAGUCCAAGACGAAGUAGAAAUAUGAAACAAGUCGUACAGAUUUCGUCAAAACUUUAAUCAAAGCGAAAAUGAUAAAAGUUUUCUUGCAAUUCUCAUGUGUUUAGCACCUUUCCUCGUUCGAAAAGUAUAAGCGCCAUGUUGAAAAAUUCUGCUGUGUAACUAAACUACCAUGAUGCUUAGCAAUUCCGCAAUUGGCCCAUUUCAGGAGGAUUUCAAAUUCAGGUCAUAAUCCAUGCAACUAAGUUGAAGUUUUAUAUUGUUUUAGAACUCCAAUCCUGUGGUUGAAAUAUAUGAUAGAACAUUUGAUAGGCUUGUCAGUCAAGAACCUGUUUUUAUCAAUUUUUAUGUCCCAUGGUAAGUUGCCAUUAUUGAUUCUUAUUUCAUUUUAUAUCAAACUUCAUAAUUGUAAACGUUUUUAGGUCAAAGGAGUCAAAAGCAAUUCAUGAAACAUGGAAAAAUUUGGGAAAACUUUGUCAAAAAGAAGGUUUAACUACAAUAGCACAGGUAAUGUUUUGUAGAUUCCUUCCUCUGUAAACAUACGUCGGAGUAAUUUAUCGUUCUUUGGGUGUGGUUUAGGCAGUGAGCUUCAUUGAUAGAUACUGUACCAUAUCAAACUUGCUUGGCUACCUAUUGCAGCCUGGAAAGAACAUGCUUACAUCAUGCAACCUGCCUUUAAACUACUCAGUCAUUCUAUCUGUAGAUAAAUAAAGCUUCCUUAAUUCUUACCAUAUUCUAUCCUUUCUUCUGUCUAUACCUCAUCAACAUUUAAUCUAAUCUCUUCUUUCUUCUGUCACUAUACAGAUCGACUGCUCACGAUUCUCUGAAGUCUGUAAAAAGUACGAGGUAUGA